CGCAGAUAUAUCCUUUGUUGAUUUCUUUCGGGAAGGUGUCGCAUAGUUCAGCUUAGAAAUACAAUGGAUUUUCGAAAAGCCGGGAGCAAUCGAAAAAAAGAAUGAGUUUCUCUGGCUGCCAGCACCUGCAGGCCUUCAAGGCAGCUCAUGGAACACAGUCAUAUCGCAUAAUUCACAAAUAUUUUAUAGCGGCUUUAUCAACGGAAGCACGCUUAAGGAAGGCAAGAUCAUGUGUUUGUCAUACAUGUAAAACAACAACAGUUCGCCUCCACUCCUGCCUCCACUGUGUUUAUUUUGGUUGCUAUGGUGCUAAUCAUAUACAAGAACAUGCAGCUAGCAAAAAUCAUACUCUAGCUGUGGAUCUUGUCUUUGGUGCUGUGUACUGCUUUGCCUGUGGAGACUAUAUAUAUGAUGGGGAGUUGGAAGGGAUAGCAGGAGAGAAUGGAAAAUCAUUUGAGGACAGUAUUGGUUUAGAUGGGUGCUGGGUGCCAACUGAUGUUGAAUUGCAGCUACUUCACCAAAAUCCCAAAAGAAGAAAGAUCUCAGACAAUUCUACCAUCGGUCUUCGUGGCUUAAUCAACCUCGGCAAUACAUGUUUUAUGAAUUGCAUCGUUCAAGCCUUGACGCACACACCUUUACUAAGGGACUAUUUUUUGUCAGACAAACACAACUGCCAAAUGAUCAACGAAUCAGAGAGAUGUCUAGUCUGUGAAAUGUGUAGAUUAUUUCAAGAGGUAACAAUGGGUUAUCAAGUAGCAAUCCGCAUCAUUGCAACUGCAUCAUAGAUCAAAUAUUCACUGGGGGGCUGCAAUCUGAUGUCACUUGUAAAGAGUGCAAUAACGUAUCUACUACAAUUGAUCCAUUCUGGGAUAUCUCUCUGGACCUGGGACCACCCCCAGGGGGAGACGCUAGAAAUUCAUUAUAUGGCAAUGGGGAUGAGCCUUCCUCUCUUAUGGAAUGUCUUAGAAGGUUCACACGUCCAGAACACCUUGGCAGCUCUGCCAAAAUCAAAUGUGGCAAGUGUCACAGCUAUCAGGAAUCUACCAAACAGCUGACCAUGAAGAAGUUACCUGUAGUGGCUUGCUUCCAUUUAAAGCGUUUUGAGCAUUCCACAGGCUAUCACAAAAAGAUCUCCACUUUCAUCCCAUUCCCCGAGGAAUUAGAUAUGACCCCAUUCAUGUCUUCUUCUCGGAGCCACAACAAUGGCUACCAAACUCAGGUUGUACAAGAGGCUGCUUCCUCACUUUCAAGCCAAAAUAAAUACUCCCUAUUUGCUGUGGUCAACCACCUCGGGACAAUAGAGUCUGGUCACUACACAAACUACAUCCGCCUACAUAAGAACCAGUGGUACAAGUGUGAUGACCAUAUGAUAACUAAGGCCUCUUUGGACAGUGUACUCAGAAGUGAAGGCUACCUCCUGUUUUACCACAAGCAAAUCUUGGAGUAUGAAUAAAGAUGGUGUUUGUCUUCAGAAAAACUGACACCAGAUGGCAGUCAUAACAUCCCUUGUUGGAGAAGGAGCAGGGCUGCCUUAUUUGUAUUACUCAUACCAUACAAGGAAUUGUGAGAUUUGAAGACUUCCAGAAGAUUUGUUUAGCUACUAGACACACACAGGGUGGUAAUGCAGGGACAUAUUCAUGUUGUGGACUUGUUGUAUUGAAUAGCGCAUUGCUGUGAUGAUUAUGAUAUAUACAAAAAGCUAUGUAUACUUAAGAUUGGGAUUGCACUGGAUCAUAGUGCCUGAUUAUUAUCAUGAUGCUCUGAUUUUACUUGUCACACUUACUGUCACAGUUGAGACACACGAAGAAGACAUACUUAAAGCAUUGCCCUCCCUCAACACACUCCCAAAACAGCACAAUGUCUCACCAAACACAAUACCCCAACUUACAAACUUACACUUAACUGAAAAUGUAGGUGUUCACUUAAACGGUCAGUGCAUUACUUUAUUUAGGCAAAGCUCAUUAAUAUAUUGUGCAACUGCAGACAUUGGUGGAUGCAGAACUUUAUUUUGGAUUGUACACCCAAAUGGUUCUGUAUUGUGUGUUUCUAUAUACUUUACCAAUGUGAUUGAUAGUUUAUUUAUGAUAUAAUUUGACCUUUGCUUGUAUUGGUGGACCUAUGCAACAAGCGCCAAAAAGCUCAAAAACUUUCCCUCAAAACAAAUCUGUGAUGUUUCCGCUGGAUAUUUAAGCGGCCAGAGAGUAGGUCAAAGGAGGGAGUUUUGACCAUUGCCUAAAUUGGACUUAGCAGUGCCAUAUCUGUCUUAUAUUUGGGAUUGGUCACCUUAUAUCAUUCACUGGGCUCAUGUCAGAUGCCUUUUUCAUUUUUUUGGGAUCACUUUCAUAGCAUUUUGGGCCAAUUAUUCAAAUGCAAAUCAGUGGCAGUUUGACAAAUGUCAUGUUUUUUUAUAGUUCUUUAUCUCAAACUUGAUCUGAUCAAUUCAAAUAUUUUUUUCCAUCCUAGUUUGAGCCCAGACUUGAUUUCAAUUUUCAGACACAUGGCCUCAUAAGUCAUUUGGACAGCCCAGUAAGACUUUCAGAUUGAUCAUUUCAGUAUUACAUAACUUUAAUUAUCGUCAUCAUCAAUGUGGACUGCAGUCUGGACCAGGACUGUGAUGUGCACACAACUUGCAUCCAGUCACAAUGAGAGUUUACACAAAUUUUAGAUGGUUUAGGUUCAUAUAUCAUCUCUGUUGGAACAAAAUAUUUUAAAAGAAAUUUGGAAGCUUCCUGCUGGGACAACUUGAAUUAGCACAUUUGAAGAUAAUAUUACUUGUUCCGAAGUUUUCCUGUCUGAUGAUGUCAUAUGUACUAGAACUGGUCUAAGUUAUUAUGUCUGAACGCACCAGUGCACUUGACCUCAUGGUUCGUUAGAUUAUAAUUGUCAUCACAACUCAUACCCUUAUACUCAUAAUAUUAAUGUGAAAUAAAGAAUAUGAUGUCAA
Messenger RNA from Lingula anatina, 2944 nucleotides. Its product is annotated as ubiquitin carboxyl-terminal hydrolase 22. Gene Ontology annotation, molecular function: zinc ion binding; cysteine-type deubiquitinase activity. Gene Ontology annotation, biological process: protein deubiquitination. The record is from RefSeq and is a predicted model, not a curated record. NCBI's taxonomy places the organism in Eukaryota, Metazoa, Brachiopoda, Lingulata, Lingulida, Lingulidae.